AUGUCCUCAGAUCGUAUCGAAGGCGAUCCUCAUAUCGAGAAUCUUUUGUUUAUUGAAUGUGGCUUUGGGAAUGAUUCUCAUGGGCAAAAUGCCACGAAGGCCGCUGUUCGAGCUUGUAGGAACGCAAUCGAGUUCAACAGCAUUCCAUCCGUGAAUCGACUAGUACCAGGAGGAUACGACUGUCUCAAGCUUGAUGUUUUGCUUGCGGUCCCUCCCAAGUAUCGUAGCACUUUGGAUUUGGAAAAAGUAGCCGAAGUGUUUCCUUACGGAUCAAUUCGCUUUCAACUCCAGGACGGUGGAAUGGUCGCUCCCAGUGGCAUAGCAAUCGAUUCCCUCGGGGAUCAGGGUGACGACAUGGUAGUAGUUUGUUGUUCUGUCUCUGUCGGCUAUUAG
Messenger RNA from Cylindrotheca closterium, 393 nucleotides. The record is from the annotation of a GenBank genome assembly. NCBI's taxonomy places the organism in Eukaryota, Bacillariophyta, Bacillariophyceae, Bacillariales, Bacillariaceae.